Molecule: messenger RNA, 1527 nt
Organism: Exophiala spinifera
Lineage: Eukaryota; Fungi; Ascomycota; Eurotiomycetes; Chaetothyriales; Herpotrichiellaceae
Exons: 1
Coding region: 1-1527 (508 amino acids)
Biological process (GO): protein stabilization
Molecular function (GO): protein-folding chaperone binding
Source: RefSeq, a predicted model, not a curated record
AUGGACUGCAACGAUGAGGAGGCCACUUCACACGCCCAACAAGUGCCUGCAUCGGCUUUAGACGCGUCUGGCGGAGAUACCGGCAGAUCUUCGGCAGCCGAAACACCAUUUGCAUCUAAGGGCGACGUGAACAUUCUCACAACAAUCAACAACUACCUCAACACUCCUCCCACGCACAACAAAGUCGAAAUGGAAGCCGCUGCUCGUGCCGCUCAGGCGCUGGAGAAUGGAGACUUCCAUGGAGCUUUGAGUGCCUACACGCAAGCCCUCGUCGAACAUCCUCUGUCGCCAGACUACCUCACCCAGAGAUCCACUGCCUUUGCCCGUCUCAAACCUCCCCGCCAUGACCUCGCCUUGAAGGAUGCAGAGCUCGCCCUGGUUUCCGCCAAAAGCCGUGCUGUCAGAGAGAAAAUCCAGGCUGCUCAGUUCAGAAGAAUGAUCACACUCUACAACCUUGGUCGCUACGCUGAUGCCGCGUUUCUCGUUGAGAAAUUGAAGCCUUUCAUCCCAAAGGACAGCAAGCCAGGCAAGAUGCAAGUGGACAUGUGGGCAGCCAAAUGUAACAUCAAAAUCAAAGCAAACCCAGACCAGACAGUCACAAUCAAAGAAUACCCAGAAUUCCCAUCUGGUCUACCGUCUCAGUCGGACAUGAUUGCAAAGUUCAAGGCUCAGUUGGAUUCCGACGGAAACUAUGUCUUUCCAGAAGAUGUUGCCACUACUGCCACUCUACAACAAAACAACACCACAACGUCAUCUAUAGAAGCGUCAACCGACACCAAGAACACCACUGAUCCUCAGACUUCAACUGCCACCUCGGCACCAGUUCCCAAGAUCCGACAUGAGUGGUACCAAAACAAUCAAGCCGUCAUGGUGACUCUCUACGCAAAAGGUGUUUCAAAGAGUGCGGCAGACAUCGAGAUCAACGCUGAUUCAGUGUCCAUCUCUUUCCCUCAUCCUUCACACCCAAAUUCGUCAUUCAACUUCACUCUCGACCCGCUAUUCGCACUUAUUGACCCAGCUCAAAGUAGCGCAAAUAUCAUGUCUACCAAGGUAGAAUUGACCCUACACAAAGCACAAGCCGGUCAGAAGUGGAACAGCCUCGAAGGAACUAGCUCUCUUGUUGUUGCACCCGGAAAAGGCACUUCAUCGUCAUCAACCUCUACUGCAGCAGCCAUCCAACCACCUCCUGUUGCUCAAUCCGCUCCAUCAUACCCCACAUCCUCUCGUACCGGUCCGAAAAACUGGGAUAAGCUCGCGGACGACCUCCAUGCGCAGUCCAAGGGCAAGAAGAAGGAGAAGACCACCGGCCCAGCCAGUGGCGAUGAAGAAGAGGCGGACGUCGACUCCGACUAUGACGGAGAUGCCGUCGACGGCUUCUUCAAGAAGCUCUACGCCGGCGCCGACCCGGACACUCGUCGUGCCAUGCAAAAGUCCUUCCUUGAGAGCCAGGGCACGGCUCUCAGCACCAACUGGUCCGAAGUUGGUAAAGGCAAGGUGGACGUCGUCAAGUCCAAGGACGACGAGUGA